GAAAAUCGCCCGCCUCGCUUAUCGUGCGCCUCUCCCUCCCUCCACGUGAAAUAUCCCCCUCCACCCGCCAAGAAUCGAGAGAGGCCGUUCCUCCACACCCCGUUUAUCGCUCGCCGUGAAAUCCGAGUGCAAGUAAAGUUGCAGUUUUGGUGAAGGUGCUGUGCGGAGUAUAUCGAGUGUUUUGCUCCCCUGAUUUUUAUUCAUCACCCACACGGCCACCCUUUCCCCGUGUCCUCCCUCCCCCCCGCCCAAAAGUGUGAGAAAAAUCGGUGCGGGCGGCGGAUCGCGGUCGUCCCGGCGCGGACGGAAAGAAGCCACCAGGAGGCGCAGUGCCGGCGAAAAAGGGGUAUUUUAAUAACCCAAGUGAGAAAGACGUGAGCUAAGUAUGUCCGUGAGAAUGGAGAAUGUAGCCGGCGUAGCCGCGCCGAGGAAGCUCAACUACAAGAUGAUGGGUACGAACGGACCACGACCGACGUACGCCGGUGCAAAUAAUGGAAACGCAGGAGGCGGUGGCGCAGGUGGCGGCGCAGGAGCCGGUGCCGGAAACGUAGGAGUAGGCCCAAACGCUGGUGGCGUUGGGCAUGGACUGAAAGGUGGCGCCGGUGGGGGGCCUAGAGGUGGCAAUCCAGUGCAAUAUCGCGCGAGUAAUGCGGCCGCAUGGGGAGCGCCGACAUCUCACGCAGCGGCCGCGGCGGCAGCCGCCGCCGCGGCUUAUCCGCCAUAUACUCGGUAUCCAAGCGCCGCGGCCGCCGCUGCCGCAGCGGCGGCCCAAAUGCCGGUCGGGGCCCAGCAGAUACCGCCAGCUCCUAAUCCCUACAGCGCCACUACCUACGCCCAGCAUGCAUCGGUAAAUAAUCAAUAUGGAGGACAAAGAGUUCCUACAGCCUCGUCUCCAGCAAACACAAAUAGCAGCUCCAGUAGCGCCACAGGUAGUCAAAGUGGUACGAUGAGUACCAACCUUAGCAAUAAUGCAAUGCAGGGACAGCAGGUGGAGCAGCUGUCGAAAACAAAUUUGUAUAUUCGCGGCCUCAACCAAAACACAACAGAUAAGGACCUCGUAAAUAUGUGUUCUCAAUAUGGAACUAUAACCUCUACAAAAGCGAUUCUGGAUAAAAAUACCAAUAAAUGUAAAGGUUAUGGCUUUGUAGACUUUGAGACACCGUCGGCGGCAGAGGGUGCUGUGAAAGCACUGGUGUCCAAGGGCAUCCAAGCGCAGAUGGCGAAAGUGGGUAUCUGGUUGCUCCGUAGACUGGCCAGUGUACGUUGGUUGUGCAUGCAACAACAGGAGCAAGACCCCACCAAUUUGUACAUUGCCAACCUGCCACUCAAUUUUAAAGAGAACGACGUAGAAGGACUGCUUGCUCAAUAUGGCCAAGUCAUUUCUACCCGAAUUUUACGUGACACGUCAGGACAAAGUAAAGGCGUUGGAUUUGCAAGAAUGGAGUCGAAAGAAAAGUGCGAACAAAUCAUACAAAUGUUCAAUGGAAAGGCCCUCCAAGGAGGAAAGGAUCCUCUGUUAGUCAAAUUUGCCGACGGUGGCAACAAGAAAAAAUCGCUGUACAAAAGCACGAUAUGGAGGGAAACGGGAGAUAACAUGACCCUGAACUACGACGCGAGUGGAGUCGGCCAAAAUGGAGUUGCAACAACGCACAUGUUACCUGCUGCAGCUUUGGCGCAAUACAGUCGUCAUUAUGGACAGGCUGUCCCCGGCUACAAUGUUCCAGGAGCACCCUGGGUUACUCCCUACCUCGUGCAGACAGGACCUCCCCACAUGCAACAGGUCGACAUGAUGCCAUCGGCUGAUCCUAGCAACCCACAAUACAGUAUGAUUCCUCAACUCACGACCCAAAUGUCCACCUUACAUCUGGGCACCGGUUCUUACAUAGCUGCAAGUCCGCACCCGUAUCCAUAUACAACCUACCCGGCGCCAAGCAUCAUCCACACCAUGCCGCUGGGUGACUCCGAACAGACAAGCAAUGCAGCCUCGCCUGACGAUUCUUAUCAACAGUACCAGGCUCAGCAGCCCAAGUAGGCCACAGUUUAUAGGUUCGACUACGCCGAGGGUUACAUAAGUUAGAAGAGGUACGCCCGCUGAAGCUGGUAGAAGAAGAAGACAAAAAAAAAACACAACAACACGAAGAAUCGACGAAGCAACAGCACGUAAAAAAAAAGUCAGAAAAAAGAAAUUCUUCCUCACGAUAAAUUGACUUGCCAGCCAUCUUUUAUACGUUUUAUCCACCAAGAUAAAUAGGUAAAAGUAGUUAAUAUUUUGCAACGAGUAGGGAACGAAUGUCGAGACGCGGAUCGCACGCGAGAUUGAAAGAAUUCAAGAGUGUGAGAAUAGAGAGAGAGAGAGAGAUGAGAGAAAUGAGCGCGAGAAAUUUUAAAGAAAAAAAAAAUGAAAUAAAAGAAAGCGCAUCAUAGAUUGGUAGAGAGAGAGAGAGAGAGAGAGAAAGAGAGAUGAAAUGUUGAUGAGAAUAGGCAAUGGGCAGCUUAGCGUCAAGCUAAUAGGCUUCCAAGAGUAACUUUAGGUAUUACUUUUUAAAUAAGGAGAACUGAUGAUGAUGAUUUGAGGUCGAAGCUGGCACGCUUGAGAGAGAGAAAAAGAGAGCGAGAGCGAGCGACAGAGAGAAAGAGAAAAAGAGAGUGUGAAUAAAAAGAAUAUUUUAAAGAAAAAGAAAACAAACUUGUAAACUAGAAAACAAGAAACGCUGCUCAGAAAUAUUACAAAGAAAAAAGUUUUCUUCCCAAGGAUUAUACAAAUAAUGAUUAAGGAGUUUAUAAUAGACAGAAGCACUUCCAUUUGCUAGUGAAAAAAAAAAAAAAAAAAAUGAAAAAAACGAUUCAAUUCGAAUUCCGUACGAUCUUAUCGCGAAACCAGUAUAUAUCUACCGGACUCGUGCUGACAAAACCAAUCUUAUCGCCAAAAAAAAAGAGCAAAAAAAAAAA
This is a messenger RNA of Belonocnema kinseyi, 2949 nucleotides long. It is a transcript of the gene shep, whose product is annotated as protein alan shepard. NCBI's taxonomy places the organism in Eukaryota, Metazoa, Arthropoda, Insecta, Hymenoptera, Cynipidae. Gene Ontology annotation, molecular function: poly(A) binding; mRNA 3'-UTR binding; poly(U) RNA binding. Gene Ontology annotation, cellular component: nucleus; ribonucleoprotein complex; cytosol. The transcript is spliced from 11 exons. The coding region runs from base 386 to 2032 and encodes 548 amino acids. The record is from RefSeq and is a predicted model, not a curated record.